UAAUUUUACAUCACGGUGACCUCAAUAUUCAGUGUACACGGAAGUGUUGGUAAUCAAAUAUUCUCAGAAUGAGAUUCAUAUAAACAAAUCAGAAUGAAUGACAACAAUAUAUCAGAGGAAGAAAUUCAAUAUGAGGUCAGUUUAAACAUAUUGGAAGAGCAAAGAUUUUAUCUAUGUAAACAUCUCGAUCCUCAAAAUCACUUCGCCUACCUGAGAUCUAAGCACUUGUUGACGGCUGAUGAGGAGGAAAUAAUUAAAUCCCACAGUUCAAGGACGCAAAGAGCAGAAAAGUUUUUGGACAUCUUACUUCAGAAGGGCCCUAUGUGUUACAAAGCGCUAGUGGACGCUCUUCUAAAGAAUAAAACACAAACAUUUUUAGUGACAAGACUUAAUAAAGAAUUUGAAAAGAAGAAGAUUCGUCUACACAAUCUACUAACAGGUAGUACACCGCCGGACCCCAAUGCAAAUAUAGGAGUGGAUUCAGAAGUUUUACCUAUACCAACAGUGGGGUCAAUGGUGUGUCAGAGUCUAAAUAAAGUACCAAUGGAAAAUGGAGGGUCCGAAUAUUCCUCACUGACGUCAGACAAAUUAACUUACAGGGAAGAUUCAACGGCUUAGAUUCAAUUUUGUAUGUGAUAGUUUUUGUUUUGAGGGUUUUUUUUUUUUUUUUACCUGUUUGUUCCUUUCAACAUAACGUAAUGAUGGUCAUAGGUCACGGAGUAACUGUUAAACCGAUGUAUCGUACAAUGUAUGAUAUAUUACACUAAAAUAUAAAUGUAGUAAUGGUCAACAAGAUGGACAUAUACUUUAAAAAAUGCUAUAUCAGCAAAAUUCUGUUGUUAAACUUCUCUGUGUAUUUACUGUCUAACAAUCGACAUUUUACAUGUUGUAUUCCUUGUUGAUAUAUUGUAAUUUUCGGUAUUUUUGUGUAGAUUUAAGAUUUUCUCUUAUGUGGUUUGGGGAGAUUUUCGUUUCCUACAAACAUGCAUAAGAAUUCGUAUCUAUGCUGUAACUGAUUAAGUAUUUGCAAUAUAAUAUAUUACGCAUACUGUAUGUAC
Molecule: messenger RNA, 1058 nt
Organism: Ostrea edulis (European flat oyster)
Lineage: Eukaryota; Metazoa; Mollusca; Bivalvia; Ostreida; Ostreidae
Product: B-cell lymphoma/leukemia 10-like
Exons: 3
Coding region: 94-618 (174 amino acids)
Biological process (GO): apoptotic process; adaptive immune response; positive regulation of extrinsic apoptotic signaling pathway
Cellular component (GO): CBM complex; cytosol
Molecular function (GO): NF-kappaB binding; transcription coactivator activity; kinase activator activity
Source: RefSeq, a predicted model, not a curated record